GAUGACAAUGGGGUCGGGCCCUAUAAAUCCGAAAGAACUCCUGAAGGGGCUGGAUUGCUUUCUCGGGAAAGACGGGGAGAUUAAGAGCGAGGAGGACGUCAUUCGGAUAUACAGUCUGAUGAAGGAAUCGAGGAAACUCGUGAGCAGAUGCACUUAUUUGAACAUCAUUCUGCAGACCAGAUCCGAGGACAUCUUGAAUCGGUUUAUCGCGGUGGGGGGCUAUAAGCUGCUAAACAGCUGGCUGGGCUAUUCCAAGACCAACAACAACCUCCCUCUGCUCCAGCAAAUCCUCCUGGCUCUACAGUUACUGCCUCUCACUGUCGACCACCUCAAGCAGAACAACACGGCGAAGAUCGUCAAGCAACUGAGUAAGACCUGCGAUGACGAAGGGCUGAGGAAACUCGCUCACGUCUUAGUGAACCACUGGAUGACAGUGAUUCGCUCUCAGAGCACCGGUGCCGGUGUCCCUCCAGAGAAGCCGGUGGAGAAGAAGAGAAGGAAAGAGGAGAGAAAGGAGGAGGGGAAAGUCCGAGCCCCCGUGUCCGAGAGAGUCCCAGAGCCAAAGUGUGACUUGCGGCCGGAGCCCAAACUGGAGGAUGUUCUCGAGAAGAAACGGGAGAAACCCAAAUCCCAAAGGACGACAGCCCCCAGCCACGCCAAGUUCAGGUCUACAGGCCUGGAGAUGGACACGCCCACACCUAUUCUGCCCAAAAAGCUGCUUCCUGCUCCCGUGAUCUCUGACAAGUACAACAUCAAACUGAUGCCCGUAAAGAGACAGAGCCCGAUGGCAAACUCUCUUUCUCUGGCACCGGUGGAGAAGAAAUACAAACCCUUGAACAUGACGCCUAACUCGACCAAGGAGAUCAAAGUCAAGCUCAUCCCCCCGCAACCGAUCGAGAGCACGGGUUUCCUGGAGGCUCUGAACUCGGCUCCUGUCCACGGCUCCAAGAUCAAGAAGAAAAAGAAGGUCACCUCCCCCACCAGCAACAAGGGUAACCCGUUUGACCCGAAGGCCAGCCCGGAGCGGGGCAGCACGAAGCCAGCCUCCCCCGAGCUGGUGAUGGAGGAGGCCAUGGAGGUGGAGGGGCCUGGGACCCCCGUCCCUCUCGAGGAGGUCACUGAGCCCAUGGACACGGCUGUGGAGGAGCAGAGUUUGGGGUGA
Callorhinchus milii (elephant shark) is the source of this 1162-nucleotide messenger RNA. Its product is annotated as serine/threonine-protein phosphatase 1 regulatory subunit 10-like. Gene Ontology annotation, cellular component: nucleus. The transcript has 11 exons. Bases 2 to 1162 code for a protein of 386 amino acids. The record is from RefSeq and is a predicted model, not a curated record. NCBI's taxonomy places the organism in Eukaryota, Metazoa, Chordata, Chondrichthyes, Chimaeriformes, Callorhinchidae.